This is a messenger RNA of Myotis myotis, 760 nucleotides long. RefSeq names its product RING-box protein 2-like. Gene Ontology annotation, cellular component: nucleus; Cul5-RING ubiquitin ligase complex. The record is from RefSeq and is a predicted model, not a curated record. The transcript has a single exon. Gene Ontology annotation, molecular function: ubiquitin protein ligase activity; cullin family protein binding; zinc ion binding. NCBI's taxonomy places the organism in Eukaryota, Metazoa, Chordata, Mammalia, Chiroptera, Vespertilionidae. Bases 18 to 359 code for a protein of 113 amino acids. Gene Ontology annotation, biological process: protein ubiquitination; ubiquitin-dependent protein catabolic process.
GUCUCCGCGCCGCCGCCAUGGCCGAUGUGGAAGACGCCGAGGAGCCCUGCGCCCUGUCCUCUCACUCCGGGGGCGCGGGCUCCAAGUCGGGAGGCGACAAGAUGUUCUCUCUCAAGAAGUGGAACACAGUGGCCAUGUGGAGCUGGGACGUGGAGCGCGAUACGUGCGCCAUCUGCAGGGUCCAGGUGAUGGAUGCCUGUCUUAGAUGUCAAGCUGAAAACAAACAAGAGGAUUGUGUUGUGGUCUGGGGAGAAUGUAAUCAUUCCUUCCAUAACUGUUGCAUGUCCCUGUGGGUGAAACAGAACAAUCGCUGCCCUCUCUGCCAGCAAGACUGGGUGGUCCAAAGAAUCGGCAAAUGAGAGUGGUGAAAGGGCUUCUUAGUGCAUUUGUCCAGAGCCCCGGUGGAUCGCCUUAUCAAGUGCCCUACAACGACCAGGAUACUCCGGAGGACUAAGUCUUCCAAUAGGAGGAGAUGGAUCUUUGGUCCUUGAGGACUCAUCCAAGGCAUUGGGUUAGCAUUUUGUCAGUUUCAUUUUCAGAAAUUCUCUACAAUUAAGAAGAUAAUUUAUUAAAGAUGGUCUUUCCUAUCUCUGUGGUAUGUGUCACACUGCUUAGAAGUGCUAUAAAGGAGGAGAGAACUACAAAUUGAAUGACCUUUAUAAUUUACCUAUUGAUAUGUAAGGGGCUGUGGAAGCAGUUCCGUUGGAAGAGAACUUUUGCAUGCUUUAAGGUUGAUCAGUUAAAAAAAAAGACAAUGUUA